AUGUUGUGCAGAUGCUGGCCAUUAGCACUCUUUCUAACGUGCUGCGCCGGGCUGCGGCAUACCAUCAUGGAGUGUGGAAGUGUUGCCUGGGAUGCGCUCUCGCUUAGCCGGGAGCUCUCCAGCAGUUGCGAGCCAGACAUGUUCACCCUGGCCUUGUUCAUCCACAAGCCUCCAGAUGACUGGAGCCGCGUGCGGCGGUACGUCAAACAUGGUGGCAUUGUCAUUGCAGGGCAUUUCUCACAUGUGGUUUACGCAAACAUUUUCCAAACACAUGUUCCGAAAGGGGUCUGGCAUGGAAGCUGCCAUUCAAGAGGCUUUCCGGAGGAACACAAGUUUAACGAAAGUGAUCACUUAUGGCGCACAUUGACAGAUCACGGUGAUCAGUCUGAGCCGACGGCAUCAAAAGCAGGGUGUGGCCCGUCGACAUACGAGUUUCCAGGUGUAGUCGGCCUUGCUGGUUGGACAGCAUCUUCCUUCAGCUUAUCAUAUCGAAUACUUGGCGCUGGCACUGUUUGGUUCGCGACCUGGGGCUGGGAAGUGUCCGCUGACACCAGAACGAGGCAGGUCUUAAAGUAUAUGUUGAAACACAAUCGUGCGCUUAUGUCAGAUGGAAGCGCUGCCUCCUUCGGUGUUUCUCUCGAAUCCCUCGAUGUGACGCUAAGAGGCAAAGGGCCGUCGCCGUCGCCGUCGCCGUCGCCGUCGCCUUCGCCCUCACCACCACCGGUCACAGUGACUGCCACAACAAUAACUAUAACCACCUCAACAUCGAGCUCCAGCACAUCAAACUCCUCCACAUCGACGUCUUCCACAACUACUACAAUCACCUCCACAUUUUCGACGUCCAGCACAUCCACCUCCAGCACAUCCGCAUCCAGCACAUCCACAUCCAGCACUUCCAGUUCCACUACGUCCACUCUCAGCACGUCCACGACCACCACGUCCACUACUACCACGUCCACUACCACCACGUCCACUACCACCAGUUCCAGCACAUCUACUUCCAGCGCAACAACUUCUAGCACAUCCACCUCAAGCACAUCCACUUCAAGCACGUCGAGCUCCAGCAGGUCCACCUCCAGCACGUCCACCUCCAGCACAUCAAACUCGUCCACAUCGACAACUUCCGUCACGGCAACAACCACUUCCACCUUCUCGACGUCCAGCACGUCGAGCACCAGCACGUCUACAUCUACCACAUCGAGCUCCAGCAUAUCGAGCUCCAGCACCACAACAAGUUCUUCAGCAUCCACGACAACUCGCUCGACCUCCACAUACGCAGGCAGCGAUCCCAAUGUUCUUGCGGGUGAGGCAACGAACAGAGAAGAACAAAUGUCUGCGCUUCAAGGAGCUGCGAUAGACAGUCUGAUGAGUGCAGCCAGUAAUGUCAACCUUUCAAACGUGGAAGUGGUGGAUGGGGUCGCCACACUACUGGAGGAAGAAGUUCAGACUGCACAAGGCAUGACCUUGCUGACGAAGGCAAUGGUGGUACUAAAUGCCAGCAGCGGCUUGCAGGCCACUGUAGGGCGAAGCCGAAGUACCCUGCGGGUGCCAGCAGCAACCCUCGAGCAGCUUAAGAACGGCAGCUCGCACCUUGCCGUGAGCUUUGGGGUGUUUCCCGAUACCACGAACGAAUACAAGUCCUUCGAAGCAGGCAGCGACGCAAUACUGGUGGCCGGCGAGGUCAUUAGCAUUUUGAUUUCAGGUCCCGAUGGCAAGGUCUUCAAAGGACCCUUGCCCGAGCCGAUAGAUAUCGAACUGAGUACGAAAGCCUUUCACCGAAGAAACGCAUGCGUGUUCUGGGACGAGGAUAGGAGUGAAUGGUCAACAUUCGGUGUGCAAAAGGUUGGUGUGACGAACCAGUCCACGCAAUGUCGCACAACGCAUUUGUCCGUUUUCACUUUGAUCCUCGCGACGCUGACUUGCAGCCAGGCUGCAAGGAUCUUUUCUCUGGAAGCUUUGCUCGCUCUUGUGUCUACGCCUUGGGCCUGGCAGCCACCUGCUCUCGUCAACUGGACAACUAUCUUGGUGGGGUGCUGGUUGUUGCGACUAGCACACCGAUCUGAUCAGCAGAACCAAGCCCAGAUGAAAAGGCUGCAAACCUGGGCGAGAGAAUGCCAUGAACGGGCCGGCGUUUUACAAGACGCGGCGGAGAUCAUAAGAAUGAUCCGACAGUGUCGACAGCUUGCGCAUCAUGGUGUAAGGUCAGCCAAGUCGUUUAUCUGUUCUAGAGUCGUCAACACCAAGUUGGGUGUCGACAACGCAUAUCUCGAUAAUCUGCACAGGAGUAUCGGUAAGACUGACGUGCAUCGACAAGCACACGACGAGGUGGAAAGCUUUCUUCGCUGGUCCAGGUAUCGGCAAUUCUGGGUGCUUUUUGCAAGCUCCUGCAAGUGGAUAAAUAUCUUGGCUCCAUCGUGGCAGUUGGCGAGCAUGGAUCGCUGCCUACUGUUGCUCGCCAAGCUCUACAGCACCUGGGCUCUCUCGGCCAUUUUCUUCGGCAGCACAUCGGUGGCUCCAGACCAGGACCCCGACUGCGAACCGCAGGAAGGCUUCUGGCCUAUGCUGGUCCAGAGCGUAACCGUCGCCUUGAUUGCGGGCGUGUUUGGAGCUUUGCCUCUUGGCUGUCUGGUUCUUGUCCAGCAGGCAUGCCAAGCCCAAGUUUCAACAGCAAGAACCACUUUCCGGAGCUUCGUCUUUGCCUACACCUUCACCUGUUGGCUAACGACAUGCCUCUUUCUUGCGGUGGUGAGCCCGACCGAUGCCGAGAGAUGGGUGAUUAGCGCAGUGGCCGACGUUUGUAAGUCGGCCGUGAUGAUUCCCUUCCUUUUGGCCUCCGCAUGCGUGCUUUUCUUAGUUUGUCAAGAUGUUGAGAUCCACAUGAGUUGGACACAGCAUCUGAAGCGAAUGAGCGAGAAGGCGAAGCCGAAGGUAUGCCUGCAGUCGGUGGACUUCAAGAAGGACGAGCUCUUGCACUUGGGCUUCGAGCGUGUUUCCUCUGUGACAGUCGAUUUCCCGGGCCACGACCGGCCCGCGGUGGACUACGAACCAGGAAUGGUCUUGGAGGAGGUGAGUGACGGGCAAACUCUUCUCAUGACGGCAUUUGCGGAGAAAGCCAACAAGAACAAGCCACAUCUGAUGGGAACUGCCACCCUGAAAGUCGGAUCAGAGGCGAAGUUGUCAUUCAAGCGCCAUGGCAAGCCAUUGGAUCUCUCAGCAGAGGUGGCUAUGACAGUAAUUCACGAGGAGGAGGGCCCCACAUGGCACACCCUGCCGCCGACGAGCAGCGAUAUAUCGCUAGAUGAGCCCCCUGUGACUCCGAGGGAAGAGGGGGUUCUAAGAUCGGCGACUGAACCUGAGGCACCGAAUGCACCAUCUAGCAUGGGAGGCGAAAGCGCAGUCUUGGACGAGCGUACACUGACACUGCAGCCGCCCCUGACGCCGCAGCUGCAUGAAGAAGCAGCCUCGGACGAGAAUCCGGGUCAAGGCACAGUGCAGCCGGUGCCGAAACUGAAAGUGCCUUUGCACAUGCCGGCAAGGAUGCAGGUGAGUGUCCCAAGGCAAGACAAAGCCGAGUCGGCACCAGCUCUUUCACGAGAGUUCUCGGAUGCAGCCCCAUGCCCCGGCCAAAGCGGACCCGUCCAGCCCGUCCAGCUCAGUGUCACAGCGAAGGCCCAAGACCAAGAGCCUCGGGCUGAAGCGAGCGGAAGUGGGACUGCGCUGAAGCAAGAUGCGGGCGAAAUCAUGGUGCCUUGUCCUCAGCCUGCCAGUUCACCGAGACCAUUGGGGCAAAGUCCCCGCACUCGCACGCCCAAAUCAUCACCCAGGGCGGUGCAGAGUGCUCCACGACCACGGGCCGCUCUCUAG
This is a messenger RNA of Symbiodinium sp. CCMP2592, 3864 nucleotides long. Lineage: Eukaryota; Dinophyceae; Suessiales; Symbiodiniaceae. The record is from the annotation of a GenBank genome assembly.